This is a messenger RNA of Solea solea (common sole), 1281 nucleotides long. It is a transcript of the gene slc51a, whose product is annotated as solute carrier family 51 subunit alpha. The transcript is spliced from 8 exons. The record is from RefSeq and is a predicted model, not a curated record. The coding region runs from base 158 to 1138 and encodes 326 amino acids. NCBI's taxonomy places the organism in Eukaryota, Metazoa, Chordata, Actinopteri, Pleuronectiformes, Soleidae. Gene Ontology annotation, molecular function: transporter activity. Gene Ontology annotation, biological process: transport.
GACGCUGUCUUUGGACCUGUGGAGAGGAGAGGAAAGGAGCGCCAGGCACACUUUACGCACCGCGCGCCUGUGGAUGUGAGCGAGGCUGAGGCUGGAUAUCAGUCGCCGGACAAAGUUUCUCACUUGGUUGUACUAAUCCGACGAGAGGGCAUUCACCAUGAAUAAUGGAUCCAACCGAACCAUUGACCCGAGCUGCAGGGAGAAACCUCCUCUUGCCAUGGACAUCAUCCUCAAGUUGGACAUCUUUGGCAUCAUCCUGUACUCCAUCCUCACCUUCAUGGCAGCUGUGUCCGUGCUGCUCUUCAUAGAAGAAUGCAUCUACGUCUAUAGGAAAGUGCCGUCCAAUAAGAAGAGCGUGAUCAUCUGGGUGAAUGGGGCAGCACCGGUGAUCGCCACCAUGUCGUGUCUGGGAAUGUGGAUCCCGAGAGCUACCAUGUUUACUGAUAUGUUCUCCGCCUGCUACUUUGCCAUUGUGGUUUUCAAGUUCCUGAUCCUGAUGCUGGAGGAGGUGGGUGGCGAUCAGGCUUUCCUGAAGCGCGCCGCGAGACACAAACUGAAGAUCAGCACAGGGCCGUGCUGCUGCUGCUGCCUCUGCCUGCCGUUCGCCGCCAUCACACGGCGCUCGCUCUUCCUGCUCAAACUUGGCUCCUUCCAGUUUGCUCUCCUGAAGACUGUCUUCACCAUCCUCUCCAUUGUCCUCUGGACCAACGGCACCUUUGAUGUGGCUGACUUGGAAAUAACAGGAUCUGCCAUAUGGAUCAACCCGUUUGUCGGCAUUUUGACCAUCAUAGCCCUGUGGCCUGUAGCAAUCAUGUUCAUGCACCUGAGAGUUACUCUACGGACGCUAAAGAUCGUUCCCAAGUAUGCAAUGUACCAGCUGGUGCUGAUCCUGAGUCAGCUGCAAACGGCUAUCAUCAACAUCUUGGCGUUAAACGGAACCAUCGCUUGCACGCCGCCGUUCUCCGCAGCAGCCAGAGGAUACAUGAUGAGUCAGCAGCUGUUGAUCCUGGAAAUGUUCAUCAUCAAACUGGUGACUCGGCUGCUGUACCGACGACACUACGACCCUUUACCUGAGGAAGAAGAAGAACAUGACGACAAUGAAAACACCAAGAUGGUUGCAGUGCCUGCGUCUGCAUGAUAACUGUGUGUGUGUGUGUGUGUGUGUUUGUGCGUGCGUGUGUGCGUGCGUGUGUGUGUGCAUGUGUGCAUGUCAUUUUUAUUUUUCUGCAUUUAUUUGAUCAAGAGAUAUAUAAUAAAUAUAAUAAAUAUGAAUUAAACCAA